This is a messenger RNA of Penicillium antarcticum, 1644 nucleotides long. RefSeq lists its product as uncharacterized. The record is from RefSeq and is a predicted model, not a curated record. Bases 1 to 1644 code for a protein of 547 amino acids. Lineage: Eukaryota; Fungi; Ascomycota; Eurotiomycetes; Eurotiales; Aspergillaceae. The transcript has 2 exons.
AUGGCUGGUGGAAAGAAGAAGGGCGCCGACAAGAAGAAAGCCGAUGCCGGCACCAAGGCAGGCACCAAGGCAGGCACCAAGGAAAGCAACAAAGCAGACAAGAAAGCCGACGCUGAUCAAAUUCGUCUCCAGUAUCAGAAUGCGACGGCGGCUGUCAUGAGACAGACCCAGCCUCUGCUUCCCCGGCCCGCCCAGUUCACCCCCUCUUUCAUGAAUCAGGAUCGGCCGUUCCAGCAGGGUUACUACCCUAUCAAGCAAGAGGAGGUUGAAGAGCCCGGAGAGACUGGGGAGACAACCCCCACUGGUGAUCUGGUUAGCACUCGUGACGAUAGUGACUGGGAUGAGAAACAGGAGGACAACGACAAUGAUCGCAAGGCUCGCCCAAACCGCAAGAACCGUGGUCUGGUCAGAUGGUCUGACGACGUCGAUAUCCACCUUCUCCUUGUCAUCACUUACGUCUGCCAGAGGUACAAGGUCAAGAUUCCCUGGGACAAGAUCGCCACCAAGAUGUGUGAGCAAGUUCCUCACACCACUGAAGGAGCUAUCAGCCAGCACCUGUCCAAGAUUCGCACUUUGCGUCGUGGAGGAACUCUGGAGCCUCCUAGCCCCAUCCGCAAGUCUAAGACCUGUGGUGCCAGCACUGAGAUAUCCGAGGCCAUGACUCACAAGCAGCGUACGAGCCAGAAAGCCAAGAAGCAUAUCCGCGAGGCUUCUACUGAGCCUUCCAAGAAGCGCAAGCAUGCCAAGAUGGCUACCGCCGCGGUCAAGGCUUCUGCUCCUACUUCUCGUCGUGCUGCAGGCAAUAUCAACGGACGCAAUGCAAACACUAGGUUAGUUAACUCCUCCGAUAAUUAUGGGAACAACUUCAAAGAGACUAGCUCUGCAGCUGGAGAGCGGCUGGUUUAUGUUGAUGCCGCCAAGCUACACAGUUCCAGCUGUGACACAGACAAUCAGAACCCAAAAGAUGAUAUUGUGAACAAUGCUAACGAUUAUACCAAUAAUAGUAAUGUGAUCAAUCCCACCCUUCAGUCCAACAUCGUUCGUCUUCGCGUGCCCUCUCUCUCCGCAGGUAGCGCUAAUGCCCAUUUCACCAAUGAAAAUGCUGCCCGUAUUCCUGCCAGUCAGUACUAUGGCUCCGGAUAUGCCGCUUCUCCCGCUAUGCACGGUACUGGAAUCCCUGUUCCUGUUACUUUUGCGGAUUACUAUCCUGGAUAUGACAACUUGGGCAACGACAGCGUCUUGAACCGCGGCACUCCUUUCACUGAGAGCGCCAGGCACCUUGACUAUUCUCCCGCAGCUUGGUCUCCUGCUCUCGUUACUUCCGUCGCUGUUGAGAACCCCUUCGUAGUCGAAAAUCGCUAUGCUUCUACCGUCGGAUACGCCCCUGGUGCCAACACCUUCACGGGUUACGAAAUGUACGCUCCCAUUGGCAACGAUUCGAUGGCCUGGCAUUACGCUCCCAGCACCCAGUACGCCAGUACCGAGGCUUGGGCUCCCUUUGUUCCCCAGCGCGAUAGACACCAGCUGGCCGCUGACCAGCAGGUCGAAACCCUAUCUCCCCGCGUCCCUGUUGUACGUGCCGCCGAUGAGAUUACCAAGCAUGAGGAGGACGAGGAUGACUAUAUGGUUCGCUCUCCCCUCUAG